This is a messenger RNA of Dentiscutata erythropus, 1105 nucleotides long. NCBI's taxonomy places the organism in Eukaryota, Fungi, Glomeromycota, Glomeromycetes, Diversisporales, Gigasporaceae. The record is from the annotation of a GenBank genome assembly.
AUGGCUAAAUUGAGGAUAAGUUUAAUGCCAGAAUCAAAUACUAUACCAUUAUCGCCUAUAACACCUUUUAGUCCUGUUCACGAUAGGAUAGGAAACCCGGCGGCGAGGUUAAUGCGUCAAUUGAAAAAAUGGAAGAAAAAUGCAACUGAUGUAUGGAUGACACAACGAAUUUUGUAUCCAACAAUAGCAAUUGCAUUCUUACUAGCUUUCAUAUUUCAAUUAUCUUCUCCGGAUCUUAGUCUCAUUCCGAUGCGUAAGGAUUGUCCAAUAGGCCCUGAAGAUGCUUAUGGUCUUAGAAAUGAGUUGAUGGUCACUUUAAUUGUUGGUUCUUUUUCCUUCAUAAUGUUUUUUGUCUGGGAAUCUUCCGCAUCUCAUUUUAGAAUUUAUAUUGGAAGUUUUAUGUUUCCAUGGGUUACUCUGAUAUUGAGUCAUACCUUAUCAAUUACGAUACCUGUUUGGAAAUCGUAUAAUGGUUCUUUUGAUCUUUCAUGGUUUGCCGCAUUCCAUGAUAAAAGAAUUUCGCGUUCAAAGAAAUACGAACAAUUUGAAAAUGUUUUGGCUGAUCCUGAUUUGUUUAAGCUUUAUAAAGCUUGUGCUGUAGCAUGUUUCUGUACAGAGUUAAUCCUCUUUUUAGAAGAAUAUCAAUUCCUGAAAAUGUUAGUGGCCAAAUGUUGCACUCCAUCGAAAAAAUGUUUAAUUCCACCUCCCACUCCCAAACUUCACGUGUUAGACGGUAGUCACAUUACAUUUAGUGAAGAAACUCUAUUUAUAAAAGAUAUUUCUAUCUUACCACCGUUAUCACCAACAUCUUACAUUUCCACUCCAUGUACAAAGUCAAUUGUUGAAACAGUUUCUGCUGCCUCUUGGAUUCCAUUUCCUUAUGAACUUAGGUCUGACUAUAGAAUAUUUUAUGAUACUUAUCUGAAUCUGGAUUCAGAUUUGGCAAUUAAUUUUUCUGGAAGUAUCGUAAAUACUGCUAAAAAUAUGAUAGCUAAUGAUCAAUUUGAUUUGUCUAUGUAUGAAAAUGCUCGUAAAGAAACAUUGACUCUAUUAUAUGUUAACACUUUUGAAAAGUUUUUGCGUAUGUUUGAAUCUGAGAUUAGAA